This is a messenger RNA of Tachyglossus aculeatus (Australian echidna), 2216 nucleotides long. It is a transcript of the gene MLLT3, whose product is annotated as MLLT3 super elongation complex subunit. Gene Ontology annotation, biological process: regulation of DNA-templated transcription. Bases 124 to 2094 code for a protein of 656 amino acids. The record is from RefSeq and is a predicted model, not a curated record. Gene Ontology annotation, cellular component: super elongation complex. NCBI's taxonomy places the organism in Eukaryota, Metazoa, Chordata, Mammalia, Monotremata, Tachyglossidae. The transcript is spliced from 15 exons.
CAUCUACCCUCCACUCCUGUGCGCACUCUCAUUCAUAUCUACUUCUUCAUGAAUUACAGCUGAAAGGGUGGGUAGGGGGGAAUACCAAAAAUAACACCCCAGCAAACCUCCGGGCCCCCAGGCAUGGCCAGCUCGUGUGCUGUUCAGGUGAAGCUGGAACUGGGGCACCGAGCCCAGGUCAGGAAGAAACCUACCGUGGAGGGCUUUACCCACGACUGGAUGGUGUUUGUUCGAGGACCUGAGCACAGUAACAUUCAGCACUUUGUGGAGAAAGUCGUUUUUCACUUGCACGAAAGCUUCCCUAGGCCAAAAAGAGUGUGCAAAGAUCCACCUUACAAAGUAGAAGAAUCUGGUUAUGCUGGUUUCAUUUUGCCAAUUGAAGUUUAUUUUAAAAACAAGGAAGAACCUAAGAAAGUUCGCUUUGAUUAUGACUUAUUCCUGCACCUUGAAGGCCAUCCACCUGUAAAUCACCUCCGUUGUGAAAAGCUAACAUUCAACAACCCUACAGAGGAGUUCAGAAGAAAGCUGUUGAAGGCAGGAGGGAGAGAAAAAUGGAGGCACCAGGCACUUAGCCUACCCAUUCUGGAGCCAAAGGCCUUUCCUUCUGCAGUAAAGAAACAGAAAUGGAAGAUAAUGGUAAUGUCUGACGGAACGUCGGUUCCUUCAGGACAAAGUCUUAACCUCCCCAGCCUCCCCAGUAAUUCUUUGUCUUUUUCUGAUGUGAAGAAGAAUAAGUCAUCUCAUGGUUCAAAGGACCUAAAUAGGAAUAUCCAUAUGAAUAGCAGCAGUAACAGUUUUUCAAAGCCCCACAAGUUAAUGAAGGAGCACAAGGAAAAACCCUCUAAAGACUCAAAAGAGCAUAAAAGUGCCUUCAAAGAACCUUCCAGGGAACACAACAAAUCUUCCAAAGAAUCCUCUAAGAAACCCAAAGAAAACAAACCCCUAAAAGAAGAAAAAAUUGUUCCUAAGUUGGCCUUCAAGGAACCUAAACCCAUGUCAAAAGAAUCUAAAUCUGAAAAUAACUUACUUACUCUCACAGGCGGGCAGCAGCAAGACAAGAAGGCACCUAGUAAAAGGCCCUCUAUUUCAGAUUCCGAGGAACUUACAGCCAAAAAGAAGAAGAAAAACACCUCAGAGGCUUUAUUUAAAAGUUUUUCUAGUGCUCCCCCACUGAUACUCACUUGUUCUGCUGACAAAAAACAGAUAAAAGAUAAGUCGCAUGUCAAGAUGAGUAAAGUCAAAAUGGAAAGUGAGGCGACAGAGAAGAAGAAAUCGAGUUUGCCACUGUUUGAUAAUAUUGUGGAUCCCAAUGACUCUGACAUGGAGGAAAACCUGUCUUCAAAAUCUGAAUUCUGGUCACCUGGGAAGAUGCCAUGGGAAUUUCCAGCUUGGCUGAAGAUGGCAACGCAUCAAGAUUUCUUCGAGCCCAUGGAAACCAGCCCUGUCCAUCUCUUUAAACCUGCGGAGCAAGGGGCUGCACACCUGCGAUCUAAGACAGGAAGUGGCAAUCUGUCUGAGCAACCUAGCCCAACAAGUUCUGGAUCCAGUUCCAGCUCCAGCUUUACACCUUCUCAGACAAGACAACAAGGUCCCUUAAGCUCUAUAAUGAAAGAUCUGCAUUCUGAUGACAAUGAAGAAGAAACAGAAGGAGAAGAAAAUGACAAUGACUCCGAAAUGGAGAAGGCUGUAAAUUCUCAAGGAGGAGCCAGAAGUCACAGGGUUAGUUUAAGUGAUGGCAGCGACAUUGAGAGCAAUUCUACCUCUUCACCCUUACACCAUGAUUUACCACCUCCUUUAUUAAAAGCCAACAACAACCAGAUCUUAGAAGUGAAAAGUCCAGUGAAGCCAAACAAAUCUGAUAAGCCAACGAAGAAUGGUGAUUGUGAUAAGGCAUACUUGGACGAAUUGGUGGAGCUUCAUAGAAGAUUAAUGACACUGCGGGAAAGACCCGUUCUUCAGCAGAUUGUAAACCUUAUAGAAGAAACUGGACACUUUCAUAUCACGAACACAACCUUUGACUUUGACCUUUGUUCGCUGGACAAAUCCACAGUACGUAAACUACAGAGUUACUUGGAAUCAUCUGGAACAUCCUGAGGAUCCAGAACAUGUCUGCAUCCAAAACUGUUGGAAUGGGGUUUUUUUUGGUUAUUUUUGUCCUUAUGAAAUACUCCUAAAUAAUGCAGCCAAAAGGAAAACAUAAAAACGGGACAACCUUC